CAUUUGAACAUAGUUGGCCGGUUGUCGUCCUUCUCACUCUUAAUAGAAAUAUGAACAAAACGAACGGAACCUAAUGAUUUUCGGGAAAUUACUCUUUUUUUUAACAUAUAUCAUUUCAUUUAUUGUUUAUUCUCAUCAACAAGUAACAACAGAUAUAAGCAUAUCAAAUGUAUUAGAAACAAGCUCCCUUCCACUUAAACAAUCAAUUGCUACCUCUUUGGAUCUACAAUUUUCAAUUGAUAAUACUGGCUUGAAUGUUCCCGCUGCUACUACUCCAGAUAUUAUUUACACAUUUUACGUCAGAUAUGAAAAUGUUGGCGAAAACUUAGGACUCUCUGAAAUAUUAUUGACUGGGGUAACUCCUAGUCAAUCUGAUGCUCAUAAUACUGGUCUUACAAAAUUAUUUUCCGUAUCCUCUAUAUCACUAACCAUUCCGGCGGCAAGCUGUUUAGUUAUAACGAAACUUUGCGUCAGGGUUUCACCAAACGUUGCUCAUAUCACAGACGCCAAUGCUGCUAAUGACUUAUCUUGUUUAGAUAUUGAAAGCAGAAAAUCAUGCGCUCCGGAUCCAUCUUUGACAACUUUUACAUCAUUAACUUCAUCAUCAAUAUCUACAAACUACUUGAAAAGAGAUACUGCAGGCACAAUUACUUUAUCGGUCACCGUUCAAAAUUCGGCGGCAUCUGGAUCAGGCAAUGAUAUAACUGCCGUUACUGGGGCCAGUCAGAACUUUGAGUUUCAAUGCACUCUCGCUGAAGUUGAUCUAAAAAGUAAUGCAGGAACUUCUUCAUAUUCAUCUCCUUCUGGGAUAACAAUGGAUGUCCAACAAGCACUAAAUGCUGGAGCUUCAGUAUCAAGUGAUAUGACAAUUUCCUACACUCUAACAUCGGCCAAUUGUGCUUCAACCCAUUUUAUUUGUGUUAAAUUAUCCAUUCCUUCCACAGCCAGCUACAAUGAUAUUAAUACUGCUGACAGCAGUAAUGUUAUUUGUACUAGCAUUGAUACAUUGAAAGUUUGUACUCCUCUUCUUGGACUUUCAAUUACGUCUUUGGUAUCACAAGCUACUCCACCAAUUUAUAAAGCGAAUGUAGCAACCACAACAAACGUUCUUGUAUCAAUAGGCAACACAGCAGCAAACACACCAUCUGGUCAUGGAAAUGAUAUUCCUCUUGCAGAUAGCGGAGGAAUCAAUUACUUACUAACCGCUAGAUUCAGGAACUCUGCAGACAACUUAGGAUUAGCAUCGCAAACCGUAACACUCAAUACACCAUCUCAUGCAGAAAGAGCACUUUCCGCAUCGGGAAGUUCAGAAAAUUUUGAUGGAACUGUUGUUGUGACACUUCCAACAGCAAAUUGUGGUGAUAUAACAUACCUCUGUAUUAAGGUUGAAACUGGUACAGGUGCGACAUACGUUGCUACAGCCGUUGAACAAUGUUCAGAUAUAACAGCUAUCAAGUCCUGUCCCACUAAUGUCGAAGUAACUGUUUUAGCUAUUUCAGGAGGUGGGACUUAUCUUAAAAAGGAUACUACAACUUCAUAUUCCACAACAUCAACAAUCUCUAACACUGGAUCAAACAUUCUUGUUAAUCCUUCUCAAGAUAACUUUAUUAUAGAAUACCAACUGUCGAAUGUCGAUGUUAGAAGUACAGGUUUGGCUUCGAAUACUUUAGGCCAUACAGCAGUUACAGCCACAGUGACACCGGUCUCCGACUUACGAACUGGUUUAUUAAAUGCUGGAACGUUUGCAUUUACGUGUCAAGGCUCAGUACAAAAUCCAGUGGGUAAAUGUAUUGAAACUAGAUGGCUUUGCAUACAUAUCUAUCCUGCCGGAACAGCCACUUAUGAAGAUACAGAUAACACAGAUGAUUGGAGGUGCAUAUCGCUUUCCCGUACAUGUGAUACUGAUCCUACAAUAAAUUUACCUCUUACAAUAUCGCCAACAAAUACUUAUGCUAUACAAGAUUCGGCUAAUUUGAUUGGAAUAUCGACUGUUGUGGCUAACUCUGCAACAUUCACUGUAGGUAACAAUAUUAUAGCAGUCACGGGUUCAGAUGCUAACUUCGCUUUCGAAGUGUCUCUAUCAAAUGUUGAUCUAAGAACAACUGCAGGAACAGAGAGUUGGCAAACUGUUAGUGGAAUAUCUUCCGGCACUCUUCAACAAGGUCUAAAUGGUCAAGCAACAUUUUCCUUAACGGCCUCCUAUAGUUUAACACUAACAUCUGCCACGUGUAGCUCGAGUAAAUUCUUUUGUUUGAAAUUAAUUGUACCAGCCACAUCUAGCUAUUUGGACAUUGAUUCAGCAGCAUCUAGUAACAUUGCUUGUUCUGACCUAAACGCACAUAAAGUAUGUGAUCCACAGUUAAGUUUAGCCAUAACUUCAAUUGACCCACAAUCUACACCGAAAACCUAUAAAGCUGGUAUAUCUCAAACUAUUGAUUAUGAUGUUGUUCUCUCAAAUACUGGGAGCACAACACCGGCCGAUCAUGGAAACGAUAUUCCAGCUGCUGUUGGAGCUUCGGACGUCAAUUGGCUUUUAAAAACUAGAUAUACUGACAGUGAUACUGCAGACACUCUCGCUUUAAGUGAACAAACUGUUACAUUAACUACUUCCAGUGUUGGACGAAGUGGAUUAGCCGCUGGAGGAACGUUAAACCUUGUUGGAUCUGCAACUAUCACUUUACCUUCAGCUCAAUGUUCGAGUAUUAAAUUCUUGUGCAUUAGUAUUUCACCCGGAAGCAUGGCGACCCAUACUGAACCUACAGUUUCUAAAUGUAAAGAUAUUGAAGCGGACAAAAUUUGUUCACCAGAUCCGUCUUUAACUGCUUUGGCUUCAUUGACCAGUGCUUCGAUUAAUUCGAAACGUUUGAUGAGGAAUACGGCUGGUGUUGUUACUUUAUCUGUCACCGUUCAAAAUUCGGCGGCAUCUGGAUCAGGCAAUGAUAUAACUGCCGUUACUGGGGCCAGUCAGAACUUUGAGUUUCAAUGCAGUCUCGCUGAAGUUGAUCUAAAAAGUAAUGCAGGAACUUCUUCAUAUUCAUCUCCUUCUGGGAUAACAAUGGAUGUCCAACAAGCACUAAAUGCUGGAGCUUCAGUAUCAAGUGAUAUGACAAUUUCCUACACUCUAACAUCGGCCAAUUGUGCUUCAACCCAUUUUAUUUGUGUUAAAUUAUCCAUUCCUUCCACAGCCAGCUACAAUGAUAUUAAUACUGCUGACAGCAGUAAUGUUAUUUGUACUAGCAUUGAUACAUUGAAAGUUUGCACUCCUCUUCUUGGACUUUCAAUUUCAUCUUUGGUAUCACAAGCUACUCCACCAAUUUAUAAAGCGAAUGUAGCUACCACAACAAACGUUCUUGUAUCAAUAGGCAACACAGCAGCAAACACACCAUCUGGUCAUGGAAAUGAUAUUCCUCUUGCAGAUAGCGGAGGAAUCAAUUACUUACUAACCACCAGAUUCAGGAACUCUGCAGACAACUUAGGAUUAGCAUCGCAAACCGUAACACUCAAUACACCAUCUCAUGCAGAAAGAGCACUUUCCGCAUCGGGAAGUUCAGAAAAUUUUGAUGGAACUGUUGUUGUGACACUUCCAACAGCAAAUUGUGGUGAUAUAACAUUCCUCUGUAUUAAGGUUGAAACUGGUUCAGGUGCGACAUACGUUGCUACAGCCGUUGAACAAUGUUCAGAUAUAACAGCUAUCAAGUCCUGUCCAACUAAUGUUGAAGUAACUGUUUUCACUGAUUCUUCAAGUCCAACUUAUCUUAAAAAGGACACUUCGACCUCAUAUUCCACAACCGCAACAAUCUCUAACACUGGAUCAAACAUUCUUGUUAAUCCUUCUCAAGAUAACUUUAUUAUAGAAUACCAACUGUCGAAUGUCGAUGUUAGAAGUACAGGUUUGGCUUCGAAUACUUUAGGCCAUACAGCAGUUACAGCCACAGUGACACCGGUCUCCGACUUACGAACUGGUUUAUUAAAUGCUGGAACGUUUGUAUUUACGUGUCAAGCUUCAGUACAAAAUCCUGUGGGUAAAUGUAUUGAAACUAGAUGGCUUUGCGUUCAUAUCUAUCCUGCCGGGACUGCCACGUAUGAAGAUACGGAUAACACAGAUGAUUGGAGGUGCAUAUCGCUUUCCCGUACAUGUGAUACUGAUCCUACAAUAAAUUUACCUCUUACAAUAUCGCCAACAAAUACUUAUGCUAUACAAGAUUCGGCUAAUUUGAUUGGAAUAUCGACUGUUGUGGCUAACUCUGCAACAUUCACUGUAGGUAACAAUAUUAUAGCAGUCACGGGUUCAGAUGCUAACUUCGCUUUCGAAGUGUCUCUAUCAAAUGUUGAUCUAAGAACAACUGCAGGAACAGAGAGUUGGCAAACUGUUAGUGGAAUAUCUUCCGGCACUCUUCAACAAGGUCUAAAUGGUCAAGCAACAUUUUCCUUAACGGCCUCCUAUAGUUUAACACUAACAUCUGCCACGUGUAGCUCGAGUAAAUUCUUUUGUUUGAAAUUAAUUGUACCAGCCACAUCUAGCUAUUUGGACAUUGAUUCAGCAGCAUCUAGUAACAUUGCUUGUUCUGACCUAAACGCACAUAAAGUAUGUGAUCCACAGUUAAGUUUAGCCAUAACUUCAAUUGACCCACAAUCUACACCGAAAACCUAUAAAGCUGGUAUAUCUCAAACUAUUGAUUAUGAUGUUGUUCUCUCAAAUACUGGGAGCACAACACCGGCCGAUCAUGGAAACGAUAUUCCAGCUGCUGUUGGAGCUUCGGACGUCAAUUGGCUUUUAAAAACUAGAUAUACUGACAGUGAUACUGCAGACACUCUCGCUUUAAGUGAACAAACUGUUACAUUAACUACUUCCAGUGUUGGACGAAGUGGAUUAGCCGCUGGAGGAACGUUAAACCUUGUUGGAUCUGCAACUAUCACUUUACCUUCAGCUCAAUGUUCGAGUAUUAAAUUCUUGUGCAUUAGUAUUUCACCCGGAAGCAUGGCGACCCAUACUGAACCUACAGUUUCUAAAUGUAAAGAUAUUGAAGCGGACAAAAUUUGUUCACCAGAUCCGUCUUUAACUGUUUUGGCUUCAUUGACCAGUACUUCGAUUAAUACGAAACGUUUGAUGAGGAAUACGGCUGGUGUUGUUACUUUAUCUGUCACCGUUCAAAAUUCGGCGGCAUCUGGAUCAGGCAACGAUAUAACUGCCGUUACUGGGGCCAGUCAGAACUUUGAUUUUCAAUGCACUCUCGCUGAAGUUGAUCUAAAAAGUAAUACAGGAACUUCUUCAUAUUCAUCUCCUUCUGGGAUAACAAUGGAUGUCCAACAAGCACUUAAUGCUGGAGCUUCAGUAUCAAGUGAUAUGACAAUUUCCUACACUCUAACAUCGGCCAAUUGUGCUUCAACCCAUUUUAUUUGUGUUAAAUUAUCCAUUCCUUCCACAGCCAGCUACAAUGAUAUUAAUACUGCUGACAGCAGUAAUGUUAUUUGUACUAGCAUUGAUACUUUGAAAGUUUGCACCCCUCUUCUUGGACUUUCAAUUACGUCUUUGGUAUCACAAGCUACUCCACCAAUUUAUAAAGCGAAUGUAGCAACCACAACAAACGUUCUUGUAUCAAUAGGCAACACAGCAGCAAACACACCAUCUGGUCAUGGAAAUGAUAUCCCUCUUGCAGAUAGCGGAGGAAUCAAUUACUUACUAACCACCAGAUUCAGGAACUCUGCAGACAACUUAGGAUUAGCAUCGCAAACCGUAACACUCAAUACACCAUCUCAUGCAGAAAGAGCACUUUCCGCAUCGGGAAGUUCAGAAAAUUUUGAUGGAACUGUUGUUGUGACACUUCCAACAGCAAAUUGUGGUGAUAUAACAUUCCUCUGUAUUAAGGUUGAAACUGGUUCAGGUGCGACAUACGUUGCUACAGCCGUUGAACAAUGUUCAGAUAUAUCAGCUAUCAAGUCCUGUCCAACUAAUGUUGAAGUAACUGUUUUCACUGAUUCUUCAAGUCCAACUUAUCUUAAAAAGGACACUUCGACCUCAUAUUCCACAACCGCAACAAUCUCUAACACUGGAUCAAACAUUCUUGUUAAUCCUUCUCAAGAUAACUUUGUUAUAGAAUAUCAACUGUCCAAUGUCGAUAUAAGAAGUACUGGAGUGGCUUCAAAUACUUUAGGCCAUACAGCAGUUACAGCCACAGUGACACCGGUCUCCGACUUACGAACUGGUUUAUUAAAUGCUGGAACGUUUGUAUUUACGUGUCAAGCUUCAGUACAAAAUCCUGUGGGUAAAUGUCUUGAUAGUAGAUGGCUUUGCAUACAUAUCUAUUCCGCCGGGACUGCCACAUAUGAAGAUACAGAUAACACGGAUGAUUGGAGGUGCAUAUUGCUUUCCCGUACAUGUGAUACUGACCCUACAAUAAAUUUACCUCUUACAAUAUCGCCAACAAAUACUUAUGCUAUACAAGAUUCGGCUAAUUUGAUUGGAAUAUCGACUGUUGUGGCUAACUCUGCAACAUUCACUGUAGGUAACAAUAUUAUAGCAGUCACGGGUUCAGAUGCUAACUUCGCUUUCGAAGUGUCUCUAUCAAAUGUUGAUCUAAGAACAACUGCAGGUACAGAGAGUUGGCAAACUGUUAGUGGAAUAUCUUCCGGCACUCUUCAACAAGGUCUAAAUGGUCAAGCAACAUUUUCCUUAACGGCCUCCUAUAGUUUAACACUAACGUCUGCCACUUGUAGCUCGAGUAAAUUCUUUUGUUUGAAAUUAAUUGUACCAGCCACAUCUAGCUAUUUGGACAUUGAUUCAGCAGCAUCUAGUAACAUUGCUUGUUCUGACCUAAACGCACAUAAAGUAUGUGAUCCACAGUUAAGUUUAGCCAUAACUUCAAUUGACCCACAAUCUACACCGAAAACCUAUAAAGCUGGUAUAUCUCAAACUAUUGAUUAUGAUGUUAUUCUCUCGAAUACCGGGAGCACAACACCGGCAGAUCAUGGAAACGAUAUUCCAGCUGCUGUUGGAGCUUCGGACGUCAAUUGGCUUUUAAAAACUAGAUAUACUGACAGUGAUACUGCAGACACUCUCGCUUUAAGUGAACAAACUGUUACAUUAACUACUUCCAGUGUUGGACGAAGUGGAUUAGCCGCUGGAGGAACGUUAAACCUUGUUGGAACUGCCACUAUCACUUUACCUUCAGCUCAAUGUUCGAGUAUUAAAUUCUUGUGCAUUAGUAUUUCACCCGGAAGCAUGGCGACCCAUUCUGAACCUACAGUUUCUAAAUGUAAAGAUAUUGAAUCGGACAAAUCAUGUUCUCCUGAUCCAAAAGUUUCUUCUCUUUCCAUAAGUCCAGGAGGGUUGAAGUUUAACUCUGACACUGACCUUGCGAUAACAAUUCAAUCAGACAUUGAAAAUGUUGGGACUGCUGGUAAUGAUUUACCACCUAAUCCUGGUUCGACUAAUUUCGAUGCCGAAAUGUUUUUUUCUAGUGCUGAUGUUCGGGCAGGGGGUACAGAUACUUUGACUGCCACAAAGUAUGCUGUUACAGUUACAAGUAAUAAAGACGCUGGUAUAGCAGCUGGAGCCACUGUCACUUUAGAUGGAUCUGUAACUGUGCGUCUGGGAAAUGAAUGUGAGAAUGCAAAAUUUCUCUGUUUUACUUUAAAAGCAGCUUCAACAGCGACAUAUGCAGAUGAAGAUGUAAGUGCAUCAAGUAAUACAUUCUGUAACGAUAUUAGUUCUUCCAAGUUUUGUAGAUCAGAUUUGAAAAUUUCAUCCCUAACGCUUACAAGUAAUAAUUUCAUACAAGACCAAGCGAACUCUUUAAAUAUUGAAUUCGAUUUGGGUAAUGACGGAGCAGCCGGUAUUCAAUCUACAACGCUUCCGACUGUUAAUAAAGAGAUCAAAGUUAAAGCUUCGGAUCAAGACUUAGGCUCUGUAGGUGCAAGCUCAGAUACUUUGGGAGCAGUUGCAACUGAUUUAUCAGUCAGUCCCGCAAGUCAAAAGUCUGCAGGGCUACUUUCCGGUAGUUCAGUUCAUAUAACUGGGACUGUUUCGAUUACCAUUUCUGCUGCUCAAUGCCAGAAUGCCUUAUGGCUUUGCGUGUCUGUCCUUCCUCCUACUGGUGCCACUUAUAUUGAUUUAGAUGAAUCGAAUAAUUGGGAAUGCAUUGAUAUCUCAACAAAACGAACUUGUUUACCAGAUCCAAAGUUCGCAGCAAGUUCUUUAACUGAAACUUCCAGUCAAGCUUUUAUUAUUGGUACAACUAAAACACUUUCUUUUAGCUUCGAUAUAACAAAUGGAGCGUCAGCAGUAUCGGGAAAUACUGUUUUGGCUGUGACAGGAGUAAACGUAAACUUUGGAUUUUCGGCACUCUUAACAAAUGCUGACAUAGGAGGUGGAGGUACGGAUACCCUGAGUCAAACGCCUGUUGCUGUCACAGUUAGCCUUGCUUCUCUACAGCAAAGUUUAGCUCCAAGUGCUACCGCAACAGUAACUGGAACUGCAACAAUAACCUUUCCUAGUGGUCUUCAGUGCACGCAAUUAACUCAUGUCUGCAUAACUUUAAUAGUAGGAACGGGAGCUAGUUACACUGAUGCUGAUACAACUAAUAAUGUGAUUUGUCUAGACAUUACAAAUAGGAAAACAUGCGGUCCAGAUCCUGCUUUGGUAUCUGUAACGGAAGCGGCAAAUGCCAAUUUAGAUACAGGUGUUGCAAAAACACUUUCAAUAUCCGUAUCAAUAGAGAACAAAGCUGCAGCGUCAAGUGGAAAUGACCUUUUGAGUGUUAUAGCCCCAAAUGCAAACUUUAUUCUCGAGUCACAAUUCUCAGAUGUAGAUAUUGGUAAUGGUGGAACGGAUACACUUGCUUUGGCCAAAUCAGCUGUAACUAUUACACCUGCAUCAGAUGCUCUUAAAGCCAUAAGCCAAGGUGCAACUGAAACAAUCGGUGCUACAGCUUCAGUCACUGUACCCUCUGGUUCCUCAUGUCAAAGUGUGACAUACUUGUGCUUCCAUCUAUCGGUAGGAACAGGAGCUAGUUAUAUUGAUGCCGAUUUGAAUAAUAAUGUUGUUUGCAAGGAUAUCAGUGCACAAAAAGCUUGUCAGCCUGACUUAACUAUCACGAGUAUUGGCAUAACACCUGGUACCUUCUUAAAGAUGAACACAGCGGUUACUGUUGUUUCAAAUGUCACAAUACAAAAUGCGGCAUCUGGCAGCCGGUCAAAUAUUGCUACCGCAACUGCUCCAGUAACAAACUAUGCUCUUCAAUAUAAACUUUCUAGAGAUAAUUUAGAAACAAACGUAGACACACUAGGUCUCUCCCCUGUAACCGCAACGGGAUUACCAGUAUCUGAUCUCAGACUGAGCUUGGCUUCUCAAGAAUCAAUAACAGUACAAAUAACGGGAGAUUUAACAGUUCCAAUAUUGGAUUGUAAAUUAGUAUUAUAUCUAUGCGUAAGAGUAGAUCCAGGUACUGCAGGGUAUACGGAAAUGCUGUCAACUAAUAAUUACAAGUGCGAAAGUAUUACAGCAAAAAGAACAUGUGGCCCUAACGUAGACAUUCAAACACUCACUCAACCAUCAUCCGCAAUGAUAAAUGAGGGCUCAACUACUGAAUUAAAUUUUCAACUGCAAAUUGUUAACAUUGCAACAGCCGCAACAGAGAAUGAUGUCUUGGCUGUGAUAUCCCCCGCGUCCAACUAUAAAGUUACUGUCCAGCUAUCUAAUGCUAAUUUAGAAACAGGUGGAACCGACACCUUGGGAUUAACAACUGUUGAUUUAACAAUACCGGAUAAUACUCAAACAGUUCAAGAUUUGAUUGCUGCAGGACCUGCAAAAACAUUAGAUUCCAUUGCAAAUUUUACAGUUCCCGACGGUAAAUGCAUAGGAUUGCUAUUCGCUUGCGCAACAAUAGCGCCCGAAGCUUCUUCCAGUUACGUUGACGUUGAUACCUCAAAUAAUGUGCAAUGUAUUGAUAUUUCGGGUCAAAGACAAUGUAGACCUGUAUGGAGUAAUUUACCGGCCAGUAUUAUAAUUAACGAAGAUGAGUCGAUUGAAAGGAUAUUAAUAACGGCUGCUGCCACUGACCCAAUUGGUGAAAGUUUAACAUAUGAAAUGUCACCAAGACAACCAAGCGUUCCUUUUAAAAUAACAAGCGACGGGAAGAUUAGUAUAAUAAAUGCGCCUAAUUUGGAUUUUGAACCUGGUCCUCGUCAAUAUAUAUUAAAUGUUUAUGUAUCUGAUGGAGUAUUUAAUGAAACAACAACAUACACGGUUAAUGUAGCGGAUGUAAAUGAAGCUCCUAAUAUAACUAAUUUACCAAUGACAAUUACACCAUCAGAAAAUUUAAAAGGAAAUCUAUUUACAAUCACAGGAGUAGAUGUAGAUUCUGGUGAUAGUAUUACUUAUAGUUUCACUACAGUUCCUGCAACAACUGCCGGUCAACCUUUUAAUAUUAAUACUGGAACUGGGGCAAUAGAGGUGGCGUGGCCACCUGGAUUGGAUUAUGAAAAAGUUACAUCAUAUGUUAUGACAGUUACAGCUACUGAUAGUUCUGGCCUUACUAGUAUUAAAGAUUUAACAAUUGACGUUGUUAAUGCUCCCGAUCCACCGGAAAUUAAUAAUUUACCUGCAUCAAUAGCGAUUCUAGAAAAUGUUACCACUUCCGCAGUGUUUUUCUCUAUCAACGCUACAGAUUUACAAAAUGAUGAUAUUCUCUUUAAUUUAUCUGUAACACCAGCUUCAGCACAAAAUAAGUUUUUUAUACAAAAUGGACACGAAAUUGCAUUUAUUGACAACCCUGACUUUAAUGGAGCAACAGAACCCUUAAUUACCAUCACAGUUGUGCCAUACGAUACAACAUCCUUAGUUGGAAUAAGUCAAAUUUUAACUUUAAACGUUAUUAAUGCUAAUGACGAACCAAAGAUUCAUAAUUUACCAUCAAGUAUCAGUAUUCCAGAGGAUUUCGCUAUGGGAACUCCAGUAUUUACGAUAAAUUGGGAGGAUAGAGAUGGUGAUCAAGUUAAUUGGGUAUAUACUGUUUCUCCAUCUAAUAUGUCUACAGCCUUCAAUAUAUCUAAUAAUGGACUUAUUCACAUAACUAAUAAUCCUAGGUUGGAUUAUGAAACGCUUCAAAAGAUAACGAUUACUAUAUCUGCAUGCGAUAUAGCUAUUUGUACAAACAACAAAGUUUUAGCAGUGAAUAUUAAAAAUGUAGAUGAAGCACCACGAUUUACGCCUUCUUCCUUGAAAGCUAACCUUCCAGAAUCAAGUCCUGUUGGGGGCUAUGUAACUUUAAAAUUUAACGCAUCAGAUGACGAUAUUGGAGAUUCUUUUGCGUUUAAAUUGAGUAGCGGAAUUCACAAUGAUUAUUUUACUAUUAAUCCAACAAAUGGACAGUUAAAGCUUAUUAAAGAAUUAGACUAUGAGAAUUCUUCGCUACCAAAAUCGUUUAUAUUUGGAAUAAUUGCUACGGAUUCAACGAGCUUAUCGUCUAGCUUAAGUGUUAUUAUAAAUGUUACAAAUGUCAACGAGCAUCCGCCUGUAUUUUUGCCCUCACUUUAUAGGGCAACUGUAAAGGAAAAUUCACCACCCGGUGUUACCGUUGUGCAAGUUUCUGCCACAGAUGGUGAUUCAGACAUAUUUGGCCGAUUAGAGUUUUCAAUUUCGGUUUUAAAUAAUGGUUCUACCUAUUUGAAAGCCAUACAAAUAAGUAAUACAAAAGCCGUUAUUGUUACAAGUACGACACCGUACGACAGAGAGAAAACUCCAGUUCAUAGCGCUUAUGUCUAUGCUGGAGAUGGGGGAAGGACGUAUCAGAGGGCCCAUCUGUUGAUAACAAUUUUAGACGACAACGAUAAUCCUCCAGUAUUUAAUCCGUCGUGGUACAAUAUGGAGGUUAGCUGGGAUGCACCUGUAGCGACAAGCGUAAAAAAAAUAGAAGUUACCGAUCCUGAUUCAAGUGAUACUCGAUUUACCUACACAGCUUUACAACCAGAUACUUAUUUUUAUAUUGGCGCAUUAGAUGGACAAGUUACAGUCAAUGGAAAACUUGAAAAUGAUAGAGUAUACAUCCUUUUUGCAACAGCAACCGAUAUGGUAGGCCAUAAAAGUACAAACAAAGCAACAAUACGAGUUGAUACAUAUGAUAGAAAUUUAAUCUUAACUAAUUGGACUGUAACAACAACUAGUGGUACAUUUACAGAAGAGGAUAUCAAGGAAUUUGAAAGAAAUAUUAGCACUUCCUGUACUCCUUGCUCAGCUAAGGUCACUAAAGUUGUUUUGACUGCAGAUCCUAAAAAAUUUGUUCUACUAACUUACUUCCUUGCUGAUAAUGGAACUUCACCUGGAGAUACUAAAACCCCGAAGAACUAUUUAUCACAGGAUAAGGUUGUUGAUCAAUUUCAAAAAAAUUCUGUUAAUCAAAGAAUAGGAGAAAUGACAAUUGAAUCAAUGGGACCAUAUAAAGAAACUAAAAAGGAAAAUUGGUGGACAGAUACAGCUGGCGGACAAGCAGUCAUCGCUGUAAUAUGCUUUUCUUCUCUAGUUAUUGUUACUCAUGCAAUUGCCUAUGCUGCUGAUGUAUUUUACUUCAAAGGAAGAGCACGAUAUCGAUUCUUCAAGUUCCAAACGAAUGGAAGAUCUCCUAAAUCUCUAUCGAGUGCAUCUGUCGCUCCUUCGGAACAGCCUCAAUCAUCUGGAUCAGGAGCUACAGUUAAAGACGUUGAAUUACGUUUAAAUAGUUCUGAAACGGCGACUGGGGGUGGUCCAUCAAUUCCUGCAGCAGAUUCUUAAUGAAAAAUUAAGAAAUUAUUGUUGAAAAUGCUCAAUAAGAAGAAAAUGUGUCUCACUUACUUCUCUUCGCAAUUAACUCUUUUGAGCGAAGAUCUCUCAUGAUAUAUCUUAUAUAUAUAUAUAUUUAUAUUUAUUUAUAGCUUGAUAUAUUCACAGUUUUAUAAUAUUCUUUUGGUUAUAUUGAAUACAUAAAUAAGAAUGUAAGG
This is a messenger RNA of Dimorphilus gyrociliatus, 12969 nucleotides long. The record is from the annotation of a GenBank genome assembly. Lineage: Eukaryota; Metazoa; Annelida; Polychaeta; Dinophilidae.